AUGUUUAGUCGCGACCGAAUGCGUGAGAAUCUGGCCAAAGCGCGAGUUACGGUGCGAGAUGGUGUCAAAACAUGCUUGAGACGGAACUUUACUGUACGGCAUAAGGCGCGAGAGCCGGAGAAGACGUUCGCGCUGUUUCUGGAGCUGCCGGCGGAGAUACGAGACAGGAUUUAUGAGCUUUGUGCAGAGAAUGAUAGGAAUAUUUUGGAGGAGCAUUUCGUCUCUGCGAAGCCGCCGCCGGAGCUGGCAAUUGCGUGUGCCUCGAGACAGUUACGAAAGGAGGCGUUACCGGUGUUCUAUCGACACUACAGAUUCCCAGUUACUUUCAGCUCUGGAGACUGGAUCAACAAAGGAUGUCUACCGCCUUCCAUGGAGUGGAAGGCUGCGAGAUGGUAUCAUCGGCUUGAUCCGGAGAAGUUACGAAUGAUUCGCAGAUUGGAGCUUUACUAUUGCUUUGGGAGGUUUCAGCUGGACUUUGACGCUAGAAGCAAUGGGUAUGAAGUGCGACAGACGGCUUGGGGGAGUAGGAGGAUGGUGGAUGUACGGCCGGUGGAGGAGAAGGAGCAGUUACUUGCGCUGGUUCGCAGUGUGGUCGAAGAUAUAUUGCAAGGACCAGGCGUUGGGAUGCUGACUGCGAGAGAUUUCGAUCAGCUGGAAUUGGAAGUGCUGCCGGAUACUGUGUACCAGAGGAAGGCUGUAUGA
Fulvia fulva is the source of this 702-nucleotide messenger RNA. RefSeq lists its product as uncharacterized. NCBI's taxonomy places the organism in Eukaryota, Fungi, Ascomycota, Dothideomycetes, Mycosphaerellales, Mycosphaerellaceae. The transcript has a single exon. The record is from RefSeq and is a predicted model, not a curated record. Bases 1 to 702 code for a protein of 233 amino acids.